GGACAGAAACGGUCCCUAGAAAAGCUAUUUGCGAUUUGGGCCGUUGUAAUGUAUGAACAUGAGGCGGCCAUGUCCACGCCAAUUUGCGUUGCGAAGCAACACUACUCAGACAGUCAAGAUUGACGUGGAUAGCAGGAUGACCAUGUAUACGAAUUUUCGGAAAUUUACUCCUCAUUUCAACUAUCCAAAUUUCAAUCUCCUCUCUCUCAGCAGUUGUGGUGGGAAAUUGAUUUUGAUUUUACUAUUAUUUAAUAUCUAGCGUGUAUUGUUCUGCUUGAUCGAGGAAACCAUGGCUCUGUACACUGGCACUGCGUGCUUCUCCGCUUUCAGUUGCAGAAAGGUGGAGAGAAUCAGAGCAGUUGCUUCUGAGGAUUUCGCCAUUUCCAAAGCACAACAGUCUCUGGUGAGGCUGGGCGGCUCCCAGUUGAAGGUGUCGAGGCUUGGGAUCGGGGCGUGGUCCUGGGGCGAUAAUACCUACUGGAACAACUUUGAAUGGGACGACAGAAAGAUGAAGGCUGCAAGGGCUGCUUUUAAUGCCAGCAUUGACUGCGGUAUAAACCUCUUUGACACUGCAGAAGUGUAUGGUUCAAGGCUCUCACUAGGAGCUAUUAGUUCUGAAACUCUACUGGGAAGAUUCAUUAAGGAACGGAAAGGACAGAAUCCAGAACUAGAUGUAGCUGUUGCAACUAAGUUUGCAGCUUUGCCAUGGAGGCUGGGCCGUCAGAGUGUCCUCAGUGCCCUUAAGGAUUCAUUAUGCCGUCUUGGACUUUCUUCAGUGGACCUCUAUCAACUCCACUGGCCAGGAGUAUGGGGAAAUGAAGGGUAUAUUGAUGGUCUUGGAGAUGCUGUGGAGAAGGGUCUUGUGAAGGCUAUUGGAGUUUCAAACUAUAACGAAAAGCGUCUUCGUGACGCUUAUGAACAGCUUAAGAAAAGGGGUAUCCCAUUGGCUUCAAACCAAGUCAAUUACAGCCUUAUUUACAGGCUUCCAGAGGAGAAUGGUGUGAAGGCUACCUGUGAGGAACUUGGGAUCUCAUUGAUAGCGUACUCGCCCAUUGCUCAAGGUGCUCUUACGGGGAAGUAUACACCAGAAAAUCCUCCUGCUGGUCCUAGAGGACGGAUUUAUACACCUGAGUUCCUAACAAGGCUCCAACCUCUGCUCAACAGAAUCAUGGAGAUCGGUGAUAGCUGCAAGAGAACUCCUACACAGGUGGUCCUGAAUUGGUUACUAGCCCAAGAGAAUGUUGUGCCUAUCCCGGGAGCCAAAACUGCGGAACAAGCUGAAGAGUUUGCAGGGGCACUUGGGUGGGGACUGACGAAGGAUGAGAUAGAAGAACUGCGUUCAUUGGCUUCAGAAACUAGGCCUGUUAUUGGUUUCCCAGUGGAGAACUUGUAAAUCUACACACGAACCAACAAUGCUUAUUAUUUACUAAAAUGUAUAAGUAUACCUCUCAAUAUUGGUUGAUCAUAUGGAGCAACAACAUGGUUUUUAAUUCACAGAAAUUCAGGUUUGUUCCUUAUUUAGAGAGAACUAGUUCUUGAAAUGCUUCCACCAGAAACAUUGUACCAUAAAACUUUGUUCUUGAAAUGCUUGCAGAGAAUUCCCUGUA
Malania oleifera is the source of this 1607-nucleotide messenger RNA. RefSeq lists its product as uncharacterized. Gene Ontology annotation, cellular component: cytoplasm. Bases 290 to 1393 code for a protein of 367 amino acids. The record is from RefSeq and is a predicted model, not a curated record. NCBI's taxonomy places the organism in Eukaryota, Viridiplantae, Streptophyta, Magnoliopsida, Santalales, Ximeniaceae. The transcript has 10 exons.